Molecule: messenger RNA, 677 nt
Organism: Lasiosphaeria miniovina
Lineage: Eukaryota; Fungi; Ascomycota; Sordariomycetes; Sordariales; Lasiosphaeriaceae
Exons: 3
Coding region: 1-534 (177 amino acids)
Source: RefSeq, a predicted model, not a curated record
AUGGAGCUGAAGAAGAUUCUCGAAUUCCUCUCCGUCGCACUGACGACACCCCCGCCGUUGAUUCUCGACUUCCGCCGCGACACCAACAUCACGCAGCCCUCGCAGAUCCGCGCAUAUACCGACAAGUUCUACGGCCAAGUUGGCUCGGCCUUCAACUUGGCUGCAGCGUGCGGCAACUCCACAAGCGCCGCCACUGGUGUUGCGAAUCUGACCUGCACCUACCUCGACCUCAGCCCCUGCUACAGCAACAACCUUGGCGUGCUUGAACCGCUAUGGCCCAACGCCACCUGGCACGGAAACUUUACUGAGACCUGCAAGAAUUGUUGGCUUCUUACCAAGAGCAACGGUGCACUCAUGGGCUGCGACUGCCUGAAUGUCUCGGCUAGCGGCUCCGUAGAGUUUGUCCGCGCACAGGUCAACCUCAACGACCACAUCUGGAACGAUAGCCACGGAAUCCUAGCGUGCGGUGACUGGUUCGGCAAGCCCUGGCCACGGUGCGAGGCUAUCGGGACCUGCAUUGAGCCAUUCUGUUGAGAAUGUCUGACCAGGGCGGGAGAUUUGAAAUAGUAAGAAAAGGACACACAUGGAAAUUCACUUCACACAACAUUUGAAGGAGACCACGGCAGCUAGGAACAACUAGAUCUCUUCACAGAACUGGGAUGAAUGUGAAAAAGGCC